AUGAAGUCUACUAUGAUAAACCCUAGCAUAAAACUCCUAGUGAUAGCAUUAGAGGGUCAAGAGGUCAGUAGUAGGAGGCUGAUAGAUAUGAACCUCCUAGAUGAGGGCUUGGAGGCGACCGUAGUGGCAUGAAGAGAAAGUUCAUCUUGUUUGCGAGAGAGAAGAGACUCGAAGAUCUCCACAAUACGACCAAUGUUCGUCCGGUUGGUGUACAUAGUCUCCAUAGUCAGCCACAAGAGAUGAGCCGUAGUGAUGUGCGCCAAUGGCUUGACAAUAUUGGGCUCGAUGCUUUGAAGUAUCCAUGUGAUGACAACCGAGUCGAGCUAUGA
Messenger RNA from Spirodela intermedia, 329 nucleotides. NCBI's taxonomy places the organism in Eukaryota, Viridiplantae, Streptophyta, Magnoliopsida, Alismatales, Araceae. The record is from the annotation of a GenBank genome assembly.